GUGGUCAGACGCAUGUGCCGAGGUCUGCAGCGUCCCGCGGGUGCGGGACAUGAGCCUUGUGGCUGGUGACGCCGACUCCUUGGGCGCGGGCGUGGCCUACUUCUCCAACUUCAAGACGCCAGGCGGCUUCCGCUGCUCCAGUGCUUUGCCUCUGCAUGAGGUGCGGCACAAGCGGCCGAACCUCCACAUCCUCUGCAACACCGAGGCCGAGCAGCUGCUGCUUGAGGGCCACCGUGUGGUCGCAGUUCGAGCUCGCCAGGGCGGAUGUGAUUUGAAGAUCAAUGCUGGGCAGGUGGCCCUCUGUGCUGGAGCCUUGGGAUCGCCACAGUUGCUGCUGAAGAGCGGCAUUGGGGCGCCGGAGAGCCUGGCGAAAGCGCAGGUGCCGUGCGUCCACUCCUUGCCUGGCGUGGGCGAGAACCUACAG
Molecule: messenger RNA, 424 nt
Organism: Symbiodinium pilosum
Lineage: Eukaryota; Dinophyceae; Suessiales; Symbiodiniaceae
Source: the annotation of a GenBank genome assembly